AUGAUAUUAAUAUCCGGUGUCCAGUUAUGUCUGGCACACUACUGUGAUGUCCACGGCCCCACUCCGCUGAUGGUCACCGAGGGCCUGCCCGUCCCAUGCAGCGCAUGCUAUGACGAGGCGCCCUACGCGGGCAGCGACCGGCCACACUCGAGCGCCAGCACACCAACCUCCACCAUCCACUCCGGCGUGGCCAUCACCGAGGCCCUGAGGCGGCUCGACCUCGACAGCAAACGCAGCUCCUCCACGCCCGCCUCCGAGCAGGACCCACCUGUCAACCGCUCUGCCCUCCGCCGCGCCACCCAGAUCGCCUCCGCCUCCGCUGUGGAUACGCCGCCUGUCAGCCCCCGGUACACGUCAGAUUCCCCACAGACGGGAGCAUCGCAUGCGCGCCGUGAGUCGAGUUACAGGAGGACAUAUGACGAGACAGUCAUGCGCCGGGCCGGCCCAUGCGACAACUGCGCACUCACCCUGCCCAAGCGGCAGGAGAGCAGGUCGAAAGACGGGGACGCGGAUGCUGGACCAACGCUGCGCACUCGGGCUCCCUACGCCAGGGUGUACGGCAGCGGCGUGCCGGGAGACGCCUCGCCCCCGAAUUCCACCUCCACAGUCUCCGAUGACGAAGAGGUGCCACCCCGGAGACCGACCCACCGCAGGACAGGCACCGUCACUUCCAUUACAUCCCGAUCGAGCGCAAGCUCCUCCUCGCCGGCGAACGGCCACACCCACUACCUCGAUUACACAUCGACCCACGAGCCCGUGGUCCCGUCCUCCUUCUCUAUAGUCCGUGCCUCGUGCAUCCGGACGCUCUCCUUCGAGACCCUGCCGCGGGGCACGGCGAUGAACACGGGCAACACCCCGACCGCGUCGCCCUCGACUCCAGGCUUCGUGACGACCCACAGCCCCGGCGCCGCCGCCUCGGGCGGGCCAAUCUUCUUCGGUGACCCUGGCGCGGGCUACACGACAGCGUACAUUUUCCGGAUCCCAGACGUGCACGCGCGGGGCCAUAAGCGGGUCUACGCCUUCCUGGCCCUGUCGACGCAUCGCGAACGCCUGGCCAUGAAGACCUUCACCUUCAUCUCCAAUGCCUUCCGAGAGCUUGCCGCCUGGAUCCAGGGUCUGGCCGAAGCGGAGGCGGAGCGCUACGCCAAUGACACGAGCGCCGCGAGCAGCCCGCUGUCGGCCGGCGGCAUGUACGGAGGUAUGUCGGCUCAUCAGCAGCGGCAACAAAGUCAGAGCCAGGGCGAUGACGCCAGUAGUGGCAAUACGACGGGCAGCGGCUUCCUCUCUGGCGGCAUGGGGGGCGGGCUGUCGCGCCGCAUGGGCGGCGGGUACGGCCCCAGCGGCGUGAGCCUCAAGGCGCGGGGCCUGGCGGAGCUGGUGGGUCUGCCGGACUUCUUCAUCGAGCUGCACUCGCGGUUCGUGAGGCUCCUGCUGGAGCUGGGCGUCGUGCUAAGCUCUUGA
This is a messenger RNA of Diaporthe citri, 1461 nucleotides long. RefSeq lists its product as uncharacterized. Bases 1 to 1461 code for a protein of 486 amino acids. Gene Ontology annotation, biological process: positive regulation of TORC1 signaling; positive regulation of GTPase activity. The record is from RefSeq and is a predicted model, not a curated record. The transcript has a single exon. Gene Ontology annotation, cellular component: cytosol. Gene Ontology annotation, molecular function: GTPase activator activity. Lineage: Eukaryota; Fungi; Ascomycota; Sordariomycetes; Diaporthales; Diaporthaceae.